AUGUCCGCAAAGGCUCAACUUAAAGCCAUUGGGGACGCCGUCAAGAGGGAGCAGUAUGACGAGGCCAUUGAGCUAUCACGGGCCUUCACACAAAAAGACCCAAAGCACUACAUAGCGCAUGUUUUCCUCGGCUUCUCUUUGGAAAAGAAGAGUCAAUUAGAAGCUGCCGAAAAGGCCUAUCUUGCUGCCACCUCUAUUCAACCAGAGUCUGCCCAGGCAUGGCAGGGUCUAAUAAAACUCUAUGAACAGCAGGACAAGAAGAAGCUCGCUCCCUAUAGGGAUGCUGCCGUCAAGCUGGCUACAAUUUAUAGCCAGACCGACGACCUGCCCAAGUGCCGGCAAGUCAUCACCCAGUACAUCGAGUUUGCCAAUUUGAACGGUGACCGGACACAAUACGUCGAUGCCUUGGAUCUCACCACACCCGAAAGCCCAGUGUAUGACGCGCUAGAAGGGCAUGUUCCCCGUCCGGCUCACACUUAUGAGAAGAUGGCCGCCAUUACUGAGGAGGACGAGCGGAAACGGAUCAACACGCUCAUCGGAGAGCGAAGAACGAGGAUUGGGGCUAGGAUAAACGAUGUCACGAUAGAGGUCAAGAGGGAGGUUAUGUCGCAAAGCAGGCUCACCUACAUCUACCAACAGCUCAUCAACUGGACAACUGACGAUGAAGCCCGCCGAACCUAUGAGGAAAAGCUCAUGCGCCACACAUACGACCGCCUCAUCGUGGCCCCAGCCGGCAAGGAGAAGAGCGAGCUUCGCGACACUGUUAUCAAACUCGCGAACGACAUGGUCAUCAUCAAGCAUCCUUACAAGUUCGCAUGGGACAUUGCCAUUGAUUGGCAGGACAACAAAAAUAUAGCUGAUUGGGAUGUUAAUGUUCUUCGGGAAUACUGCUCGUUCUUCCCAGAGACUGAUGUCUACAAAGUCAUCACGGGAUUCCUCACAAGCUCCAUAUCCCCAUUUCCUCCGCCUCCCAAGGCCCCGACGGCUGUUGAAGGCGGCGAUGCGGGCGACUCUGAGGAAAACAGUAGCGAGGAAGACUCGGAUGGCGGCGCACCUACUUUGGUUGUUCCGGUUACUGACGCCGACAGGCUCCUCAUGAUGACGGACGGAAUGGCAACAGCCAACUCACUCCUGGCUUACAGGCUCAUGGGAGAGUACUAUCAGCACCUCGAAGAGCAUGAAAGCGGAGUCGAGUUGAUGCGAAAAGCGUUGGACUAUGCCUCCAAAGAGCGCACCAAAUCCGGCAUGUCUUUCCAAAACGUCACCGAUGCGUACUCUCUGUACCUCGCCACAGCCUUGGUCUUCUAUCAGUCGCCAAGGCACCACGAGGAAGCCAUGACCCUCUUUGAGAAAGUGAUGGAGCAUGACACCGCAUCGACACCAGCCAUGAUAGGUGUUGGUUUGAUCUUUGAGGAAGAAGAGGAAUAUUCCAAAGCCAUUGAUUUCCUCACAAGAGCCCUAAAGCGCGAUAGUACGAACAUCAGGGUCCGCACCGAAGCGGCCUGGGUCAAGGCGUUAGCGGGCGACUAUGCAACAGGCCGGCAGGAGUUGGAGCAGUAUAUUCUAUGCCGACUAUGCAAAGGACAAAAGAGGGCCAAGCGCUGUUUCCAAAAGGCGGUGGAGCUUUCUUCUUCCGAAGUAGAAGCCGCAGAGAGACUUGCGCGGGCCUUUGCCGACGAGGCGGACUGGGACCGGGUAGAGGUGGUUGCGCGGCGCGUUGUCGAUUCCGGCAAGGUCAGGCCCCCGCCCGGAUCUAAGAGGAAGGGCAUUUCCUGGCCACAUUCGGCCCUCGGCGUCGCUCUGAUGAGCAAGAUGGAGUAUCGUGACGCCAUCGUUUCCUUCCAAGCUGCUCUUCGCAUCUCACCCGAAGACUACCAUUCCUGGGUGGGACUGGGCGAGAGCUAUUACAACUCUGGCCGCUACAUGGCUGCAACCAAGGCCGUGCUACAUGCCCAAUCCCUGGAAGAGAACGCUGCAGCCGAGUUAAUCCAAGAUGCGUGGUUCACCAAGUACUUGCUUGCUAACAUCAAGAGGGAACUCGCGGAAUACGAUGAGGCGGUCAUGCUCUAUAGGGAAGUUCAUGGUGAGCGCCCGACGGAGGAGGGCGUGAUUCUUGCCUUGCUGCAGACUAUGGUCGAGUGCGCGAAAGAUUGCAUUGUCAAGGGCUUCUUUGGCAAGGCUGUACAACUGGCGCUCGAGGUGGUUGAAUUUGCCGUCGAGACUGCUGAGCUGGUUUCCGAGAGAUUCAACUACUGGAAGGCGCUAGGAGACGCAUGCUCGGUUUUCUUUAGCGUUCGGAGUCGGGUUCAGGAGUUCCCAACGGAGGCUCUUACCAAGCUCCUGCGGUGCCGACGCUGCAGCAUCUUCCCCAAGGGAGAGCCCAACGGCGAGGCGCUGUCGCAGUGUCUACACGGCAUGAUACUCUGUUUCAAGAUUGCGAUUCACGUAUCUUCCAACGAUAUUCACGCCCAAGCAGUCGCCUACUACAAUCUCGGGUGGGCGGAAUACCACACCCACAUCUACGCUCCCCCAGCUUCGAAGGGCAAGAACUCAAGCCCAUAUCUACGGGCUGCAGUUAGGGCUUUCAAGAGGGCAAUUGAACUGGAGCAUGGCAACGCGGAGUUUUGGAACUCGCUUGGUGUGGUAACGAGCCAAAUCAACCCCGCCGUUUCCCAACACGCCUUUGUCCGAAGUCUGUAUCUCGAUGAGCGCAGUCCGAUUGCCUGGACCAACCUCGCCACGCUAGCGCUGCUACAAAACGACGUCAAGAUCGCCAACGAAGCCUUUACGAGAGCUCAGUCGAACGAUCCUGAGUACGCGUACGCCUGGCUUGGACAGGGCUUUGUCGCACUCUUGCUUGGAGACCUGGAUGAGGCGCGGGGCCUAUUCACUCAUGCUAUGGAGAUUUCGGACUCGUCCGCCGUCGCGAUACGCCACCAGUACUCGGCGUCGAUAUUUGACCACAUUGUUUCCUCACCCUCCCAAGCUGGAUUGCUUGAUGUACUACAGCCGCUCUAUGCGCUGUCUCAAUCACAGGCACUAGAUCCGAAGGACUUGGCGUAUCGCCAACUGCGUACGUUGUUCCAAGAACGCAUCCAAGACCACCCCAACACCCUUGAGACGUUGGAGGAUAUCUGUCAGCUGCUAGAGGCCGAGUACGAGGAGACGGAAUCGCCACAAUCCCUUGGCCGGUUUGCGUUAGCCAAGGUCGACUUGGCUAGAUCAUAUCUAGCGACAGGUCGAGAAGGAUCAGCGCAAAAGGGGCGCCUUUCGGCCCAUCUGACCAUGGGACUAGCGCAGUACUUUAAAGGUGAUUAUGGCGAGUCUGUAUCUUCCUUUGAGGCAGGCCUGGAGGAGUGCGACGGGGACCCCGAUGCCGUUUGCCUCCUCGCGCAGGUGCUCUGGGCUACCGGAACAGAAGAGUCCCGGGAAAGGGCGAGAGAUGUGCUAUUCGCCGUCAUCGAGGAGAAGCCAGAGCACGUCCAAUCUGUCCUCCUGCUGGGCGUCAUAGCGCUCCUCGACGGGGACGAGGAGAGUAUAGCCGCCGUUGUGUCUGAACUCCACGCUCUACGGGUGAGUGACAAGGUCAAGGAUGAGGACCACUCGCGGAUAGGCAUGGUGUUGAAUUGCCUCGGUAUGGUGGACGAGGAUCGAACGGAGGAAGACGUCCUCACAGAGAUCCAGACAGACAUCAUGCUCUACCCGCACCUGCCUCACGGAUGGACGGCGCUUGCUGAAGUUUCUGGCAGCGAGUUUCCGGCGGACAUGGCUGUCAAGGUCGCGUUAGCGGGAAUACCUCCCAGGGGAGGCCUCGAAGCGACGGACCUAGCCAAGGCUUAUGCAGGGACGGGUAGGGCGGGUGAUGCGCAGGUCGCGAUUUUCGCGGCGCCCUGGGCCAACGAUGGGUGGGAGGCGCUAAGCUACAUUGUCGAGCAGGCGCAGAAGGAUAGCAAGUGA
Messenger RNA from Parascedosporium putredinis, 3957 nucleotides. Lineage: Eukaryota; Fungi; Ascomycota; Sordariomycetes; Microascales; Microascaceae. The record is from the annotation of a GenBank genome assembly.